Messenger RNA from Panthera uncia (snow leopard), 2024 nucleotides. It is a transcript of the gene CTSD, whose product is annotated as cathepsin D. The transcript has 9 exons. The record is from RefSeq and is a predicted model, not a curated record. NCBI's taxonomy places the organism in Eukaryota, Metazoa, Chordata, Mammalia, Carnivora, Felidae. Gene Ontology annotation, cellular component: lysosome. Gene Ontology annotation, biological process: proteolysis. Gene Ontology annotation, molecular function: aspartic-type endopeptidase activity. Bases 102 to 1328 code for a protein of 408 amino acids.
GGUGCAAACAGUCCGGUCAGCUGACUUUGCCAAGUGCGCCGUCAUCCAGGCUAUAAGCGCUCGACCUCUGGGCGCUCCGGUCCGACCCGGCCGCCGCCACCAUGCAGCCCCCCAGCGUGCUGCUGCUCGUUCUCGGCCUGCUGGCCGCGUCCACCGCCGCGCUCAUCAGAAUCCCGCUGUACAAGUUCACGUCUGUGCGCCGAACCAUGUCGGAGUCGGGGGGCCCCGUGGAAGAUCUGAUUGCCAAGGGCCCCAUUUCGAAAUACGCCCAAGGAGUGCCCACUGUGACUGGGGGGCCCAUUCCCGAGAUACUGAAGAACUACCUGGACGCCCAGUACUACGGGGAGAUCGGCAUUGGGACGCCCCCACAGUGCUUCACGGUCGUCUUCGACACCGGUUCCGCCAACCUGUGGGUCCCCUCGAUCCACUGCAAGCUGCUGGACAUCGCCUGCUGGCUCCACAACAAGUAUAACAGCGGCAAGUCCAGCACGUACGUCAAGAAUGGCACGUCCUUCGACAUCCACUAUGGCUCCGGCAGCCUCUCCGGGUACCUGAGCCAGGACACCGUGUCGGUACCCUGCCAGACUCCGACCGUGGCUGGCGUCAAGGUGGAGAGGCAGAUCUUCGGUGAGGCCAUCAAGCAGCCGGGCAUCACCUUCAUUGCUGCCAAGUUCGACGGCAUUCUUGGCAUGGCCUACCCCCGUAUCUCCGUUGACGACGUGCUCCCCGUCUUUGAUAACCUGAUGAAGCAGAAGUUGGUGGAGAAGAACAUCUUCUCCUUCUACCUGAACAGGGACCCUAACGCGCAGCCCGGGGGCGAGCUGAUGCUGGGUGGCACGGACUCCAAGUACUACCAGGGCUCCCUGUCCUACCUGAACGUCACCCGCAAGGCAUACUGGCAGGUUCACAUGGACCAGGUGGACGUGGGCACCAGCCUGACUCUGUGCAAGGGGGGCUGUGAGGCCAUCCUGGACACGGGCACCUCCCUCAUGGUGGGCCCCGUGGACGAGGUGCGCGAGCUGCAGAAGGCCAUUGGGGCUGUGCCGCUGAUCCAGGGCGAGUACAUGAUCCCCUGCGAGAAGGUGUCCACCCUGCCCGAGGUUACUCUGAAGCUGGGGGGCAAAGGGUACAAGCUGUCUUCGAAGGACUACACGCUCAAGGUGUCGCAGGGCGGGAGGACCAUAUGCCUGAGCGGCUUCAUGGGUAUGGACAUCCCCCCACCCGGUGGGCCACUCUGGAUCCUGGGUGACGUCUUCAUCGGCCGCUACUACACCGUGUUCGACCGGGACGAGAACCGGGUGGGCCUGGCCGAGGCCACCAGGCUGUAGCCGCCCCGCCCGCCGCGGAGGAGGGAGUCCAGGAGGAGGAGGCCGGCCGCCCCCGCCCUCCUGGCCGCCCCACCACACACUUUCACACUCACACCCCGGCUCCGGCCCGCUGAUUUCUUCUGCGGUUUUCCCCAGCCCUGGUUGUGGAAGUCCCGCCCACACACCCGUCUGUCCGUCUGUCUGUCUGUCUGUCUGAUGGAGGGCCGGGUGCGGGCAGCAGCCGUGGGCUGAUCAGCACGGAGCCACUGCACUAACUCGGAAGACUGGGCCCCACUUUGCAGCCGGCCCCCCUUUGUAUCCCAGGACCCGUCCCCCGGGUCGUCCCCCGCCUCCCCAGCCCUGGGGGCCUGGCUGCCCAGGCAGGGCCUCUGGACUAAGCCCACACCCUGUGCCAGGCUGCUCUCUGGGUUCCUCCUCUGCCCGGCCUGGGGUCCCGGCCCCACCCGUGCUUCUGCGUGGGCCCGUCGAGGAAGGGCCAGCCGAGGCCCGAGGACAAGCAGGAAGGGGUUGGAAGGGUAGGGGCUCAGAGACCAAAGCCAGCCUUGUGACACGUGUGGGUCAUCCUGCGGCUUGACCUCGUCCAGGAGGGCGCUCAUGGGUCCAGGGUUGGGGAAAAAGGGGAAGGGGGCUGGUGCCACCGUCUCUGGUGGCUGGGAGCCAAUGUUGAUGUGAAAAUACAGUUGUUUGGGCCUCUUU